This is a messenger RNA of Solanum tuberosum (potato), 2800 nucleotides long. RefSeq names its product nucleolin-like. The coding region runs from base 139 to 2499 and encodes 786 amino acids. NCBI's taxonomy places the organism in Eukaryota, Viridiplantae, Streptophyta, Magnoliopsida, Solanales, Solanaceae. The record is from RefSeq and is a predicted model, not a curated record. Gene Ontology annotation, molecular function: RNA binding. The transcript is spliced from 12 exons.
ACACCGGUCGAAGCCUCUCAACUAAAAGCAGUUCUAGGGUUUUCAAGCAGAAAAAAAAGAGUAUUUAUUUGUUCUUCUCAUUCAUCUCGAAAACAUUAGUUUUUUCAUUGGAUUUGUAAGGAAUCAAUUGUUGAAACUAUGCCUCCAAAAUCAGUGAGAAAGACGCCUUCAGGUUCUGGAUCCAAAAGAGGUGGCCGUACACCUCGUGGCACGCCAAAGUCUCAGGCAAAGCCUGUUAAGGUAGAGGAACCAAUGGAAGUAGAUAAGGCGGUGGAGCUCAAACAAGAAAUGAAGGUGGAGGAGAUAUCUGAAGAAAAGCCUGAGCUGAAAACCAUGCAAUCGGAGCCUGAGGAACCGGCCGAAACUGCUUUGAAUGCGAACGCUGUAGAGAAGGGGGCGGUUUCAGAGAAGAAGAAGGACGAUUUGAAAGAGUCAGUCGAUCACUAUGAAAAGGGCGAGCGAUUAGAUUUGGAGGAUAAUGACCCUGAAUAUGAACCUGAAGAGUAUGGCACAGUUGAUUAUGAUGAGAAUGGGAUUGAACAUGAUGGUGUUCAGGAAGAGAGAAAUGAAAUAGAGGAAGAACCUGAAGAGGCAGAUGUUGGUGAAGAGGAAGAGGGUGAUAUGGGGGAAGAGGAUGUUGAAGAUGUUCAUGAGGAAAAUGAGGGUGAUGAAGAAGAUGAGCAUGCUGAGAUGGCUGAUGCAGCAGAGGAGGAAGAACAUCAUGAAGUUGUUGAAGAAAGGCGUAAGCGGAAGGAAUUUGAAAUAUUUGUUGGUGGCCUGGACAAGGAUGCUACCGAGGAGGAUCUCAGGAAGGUCUUCAGUAAAGUUGGCGAGAUUACUGAAGUGAGGCUUCUGAUGAAUUCUCAGACAAAGAAGAAUAAAGGAUUUGCAUUCCUGCGAUUUGCCACUGUUGAACAAGCAAAAAGAGCUUGUACUGAGCUGAAAAAUCCAGUGAUCAAUGGAAAACAGUGUGGUGUCUCUCCAAGUCAAGACAAUGAUACUCUGUUUUUGGGUAACAUAUGCAAGACCUGGACAAAAGAAGCUUUAAAAGAGAAGCUGAAGCAUUAUGGUGUUGACAAUACAGAGGAUUUGACGUUGGUCGAAGACACUAAUAAUGAGGGAAUGAAUCGAGGAUUUGCUUUCUUGGAGUUCUCUUCACGUUCAGAGGCCAUGGAUGCUUUUAAGCGGUUACAGAAGAGAGAUGUUGUAUUUGGAGUUGAUAGGCCUGCAAAGGUUUCUUUUGAGGAUUCAUUCAUUGAUCCUGGGGAUGAAAUCAUGUCACAGGUUAAAACAGUGUUUAUUGAUGGUCUUGCUGUAUCCUGGAACGAGGACCAUGUACGGGAACUUCUUAAAGAAUAUGGAAAGAUUAGAAAAGUUGAGCUUGCCAGAAAUAGGCCUUCAGCCAAGAGAAAGGACUUUGGAUUUGUCACCUUUGACACUCAUGAGGCUGCAGUUACAUGUGCUAAAAGCAUUAAUAAUGAGGAAUUGGGUGAAGGAGAUAACAAGGUUAAAGUAAGGGCCAGACUAUCGAGACCCCUGCAUAUGGGUAGAGGGAAAUACGGUGGACGAGGAGAGUUCCGACCUUGGCGUAUGCCUAUGCAUGGUUCCCAUGCCCCUUGGGGUCGUACAGCGCCAUAUAGUCGUUCUAUCCGAGGGACUAGAGUUAGUACGUGUAUGCCUCCCGUAGUUGGUCGUGGUUUCAAACGACCUGCAGCAUUGAGAGAUAGACAUGCAGAGAUGGCUUUGUCUCCUAGGGGAAGAUUUAUGGCUUCACCACCCAGGAGGUCAUAUGACCGGAGACCACCUGUUUCCUCAUAUCCAAAGAGUAACUUCAAGAGGGAGUAUGGACGGCGCGAGGAAAUCUCUCCUUCUAGAAGCAGAGCAAUAGCUGAGUAUCCUUCGAGGGUUCAUUCUGACAGACGUAUAUCCUAUAGGGAUGAAUAUUCUUCGCGUGGCUCUGGUUACCCUGAAUUACCUAGAGGUACUCACUCUGCAGCAAGGAGAGCUUAUGUUGAUGAUGGAUAUGGGCAACGGUUUGAAAGACCCCCUCCAUCUUACCGUGAGGGACGUGGUCGUGAAUAUGAUUCUGUCUCUGGUUCGAAACGUCCAUACACUGCAGUGGAUGAUGUUCAUCCACACUACGCUGAGGCAGGAAUGCGGCAUUCGCGUGCUCGUUUGGAUUAUGAAUUAGGCAGUGGAAGUGGCUCCCAUUAUGGAGAUGCAUAUGGUGACAGUAGACUCGGGAGAUCAAAUCUUGGAUAUGGCGGCAACAGGAGCUCCAUUUCUAGGCAAGAUUCUCAUGGGAUAUACAGCAGUCGUCAGGGUAUGGGCUAUGGUGGAGGUUCCUAUGGUGGAAGUGAUGUAGGUGGAAUGUAUUCGUCCAGCUAUGGUGGUGACUACAUGUCUCGUGGCAGUGAUGUUGGCUCCUCGGUUUAUUCUAGUCGUGGUAUGGGUGGCAGUGGCUAUAUGGGAAGUGGUGGUUCUGGAUCUUACUACUAAGAGCUGUGUUUGGUUACCCACCAACUUAUUUAUGGUACAGAUUUGAGUUGACAAAAGCGCCUGCAGUUGGAUGAGUUAAUGUGGAAGCCCUAUGCACUGACAUGCCUCUUGGAGAGAUGGAGUUUAUGUAUUAGUACUUGUUUGUAUAUGUAGGGCUAGAGAAUUUAGCAUUAGAGGUUGCAUUGCUCUUGGAUUCUAAUUGGGAAAAGAGACAUGUGUCCCUUCUUUUGAUGUAAGGAAAUUUGAGCUAUGUACAGCAAACUGAGAUCUGGUGUCAUUUUGCAAUACUUUCUUUGUGGUU